This is a messenger RNA of Trichoderma reesei QM6a, 615 nucleotides long. RefSeq lists its product as uncharacterized. The record is from RefSeq and is a predicted model, not a curated record. The transcript has 6 exons. Lineage: Eukaryota; Fungi; Ascomycota; Sordariomycetes; Hypocreales; Hypocreaceae. Bases 1 to 615 code for a protein of 204 amino acids.
AUGCCUACUUCAUCCACUGGCGCAGUCUACGAUGGCAGUAUUGCCGGAAGUGGCGGCUCCCACAGGCGGCAACCCCCCCGCGACGCCGGCAGCCACGGCGCCAUCCGAAUCCCCCGCGAUCCGUCAUACAGCCUGAACCGCUUCCUGCAGGGCAGCGACGAACGGCCGCCGCCUGGUCUCGGACAGGCACAGAGCGAGGCUGAAGCUGAGCAGCGCAUGCAGGAGCGUCUCCGCGCCUUUGGUGCCGAGUUUGCUCACGGCGGUACCUCUGCUACAGGCCGAAAUUUCUGCACCCGAACCCUUAUUCGGUCGACGUUUCUGCAUGACUCGCUGAUACAUCACCUCACCUUUGAGCUCAGCCCAGCGGUCCCAGUCUCCCAUCAACACAGCGGGAACAGCCGGCGCCGUUUCUCGCCUAAGUUGAAGCUUAAUCAGAGCGCGAAAAAGGGAAGUGGGCCCGAUUUUGGUGCGUUGAUGCUCACUGUUGGUCUCAGCGACAAUCUUUUGUUCGCACUGGAAUUCUUCAGAAGAAACGCGCCAACAUCAUGGACCAACAUUAACCUAUAUCAACACGCAUUUGGCUCAAAGAAAUUGAUAAAGAGAAUGAGAGAAUGA